GCGUUGCACUGCAACCUUCUACCUCUCCUCCAGAUGUUGAAUUUAGAAAGCAUUAAGAUGUUAUCAGGAGGGCCCUUACCUGUGCUCCCUAACCUUAACGGUUUGAGUAUUAAUGGAAUUCCUGAGCAAACGUCACUACCUGGUGAUUGGUUGGGACAACUAAGAGCCCUCCAAACUCUGGAGAUCUCCUAUUGUCCUCAGUUGAAGUCUAUACCAGAUGAGUUGGGACAACUCAAAGCCCUCCAAACUCUGGUUAUCUCCCGUUGUCUACAGUUGGAGUCUCUACCAAAGGAGUUGGGAAAACUCAAAGCCCUCCAAACUCUGAAGAUCGCUCAUUGUCUGAAGUUGGAGUCUCUACCAGAGGAGUUGGGAAAACUCAAAGCUCUCCAAACUCUGGAGAUCUUUGGUUGUCGACAGUUGAAGUCUCUACCAGAGAAGUUGGGACAACACAAAGCCCUCCAAACUCUGGUUAUCUCCAUUUGUCAACAGUUGGAGUCUCUACCAGAGGAGUUGGGACAACUCAAAGCCCUCCAAAAUUUGCAGAUCUGGUAUUGUCCACAGUUGAAGUCUCUACCUGAGGAGUUGGGACAACUCAAAGCUCUCCAAACUAUGAAGAUAGAGAGAUGUCCACAGUUGGAGUCUCUACCAGAGGAGUUAGGACAACUCAAAGUCCUCCAAACUCUGGAGAUCAAUGAUUGUCCACAGUUGAAGUCUCUACCAGAGUUGCAACACCUCACAAUGCUUCAACGAUUGAAGAUCAUAGACUGUCCACUCUUAAAAGAGGGCCUCCAAGAUGGAGGAGAAGAUCGUCACAAGAUUGCCCACAUCCCGAAUAACACUAUUUAUUCAUUUGAAUGAUCCACUCCAAUACGAGGAGAGGUGGAGAGGAAAUCAACAACAGCUUUUCAUUUGGUUUUGUUUCAAGGAAUUGUGUACUUUUUAUUUAUUUAUUUAUUCAUUUAAUUUUUUUUCAAUAGACUUACUUUUAAUACAUGUCAAUCUAUAAUCUAUCUAGGAAGACUAGUUUGCUGGGUUGUUGCCUUGUUUUGCCAAUAAACACAAGUUGUUUGUUUUGGAGGUCAGGUUCUUUGCCCCCCUCCAUCUCAUGUAAUUUUUUCUUUCUAAUAAAGCUUGCAUU
Messenger RNA from Magnolia sinica, 1138 nucleotides. RefSeq names its product disease resistance protein RGA2-like. The coding region runs from base 34 to 858 and encodes 274 amino acids. Gene Ontology annotation, biological process: defense response to fungus. The record is from RefSeq and is a predicted model, not a curated record. The transcript has a single exon. NCBI's taxonomy places the organism in Eukaryota, Viridiplantae, Streptophyta, Magnoliopsida, Magnoliales, Magnoliaceae. Gene Ontology annotation, molecular function: protein binding.